This is a messenger RNA of Sciurus carolinensis (gray squirrel), 1070 nucleotides long. RefSeq names its product small ubiquitin like modifier 2 (gene Sumo2). Bases 157 to 444 code for a protein of 95 amino acids. The record is from RefSeq and is a predicted model, not a curated record. The transcript has 4 exons. Gene Ontology annotation, biological process: protein sumoylation. Gene Ontology annotation, cellular component: nucleus. Lineage: Eukaryota; Metazoa; Chordata; Mammalia; Rodentia; Sciuridae. Gene Ontology annotation, molecular function: protein tag activity; ubiquitin-like protein ligase binding.
GUGGGGGGAGGGAGCGCACGACGUGCGCGCGCCCUCUCCCUCGUCCACCGCUGCCGCCUCCUUCUUCUGCCGCUCCUGGAGCUGCUUGUGUGCUCGUUCGGUGCGGACCUGGUACCUCUUUUGUGAAGCGGCAGUGAGGAGACUCCGGCGCUCGCCAUGGCCGACGAAAAGCCCAAGGAAGGAGUCAAGACUGAGAACAACGAUCAUAUUAACUUGAAGGUGGCGGGGCAGGAUGGUUCUGUGGUGCAGUUUAAGAUUAAGAGGCAUACACCACUUAGUAAACUAAUGAAAGCCUAUUGUGAACGACAGGGUUUGUCGAUGAGGCAGAUCAGAUUCCGAUUUGAUGGGCAGCCAAUUAAUGAAACAGACACACCUGCACAGUUGGAAAUGGAGGAUGAAGAUACAAUUGAUGUGUUCCAGCAGCAGACAGGAGGUGUCUACUAAAAAGGGAACCUGCUACUUUACUUCAGAACUCUGUUCCUACAGACCAAGAAUACAUUCUUAAUUAGAAAACUGCAAUUUGGUUCCACCACAUCCUGACUACUACAGUAUAGUUUUCUCUAUUCUUUCAUUUUCCCCUUCCCCAUUCCUUUAUUGUACAUAAAGUAACUGGUGUAUGUGCACAAGCAUAUUGCAUUUUUUUUUUUUUUUAACUAAAUGGCCAAUGAUAUGUUUUGAUUGACAUCAAAUGGAGAUGGGAUGGGGAAAAAUACUGGUUCUGUGAAAUUAUCCCCUUUCUCCAUUAGUGGCAUGCUCAUUCAGCUCUUAUCUUUAUAUUCCAGUAAGUUAUUUUGCUCUCACUGUUUUAACAAAAAACAAAAAACAAAAAAAAAAAAACCUGAACAACAUAAAAAUCCUUGCAUACCUUGUUCGAUUGGAGAAUUUUAAUGUUUUUCAUUUAUCAUUGUAAAACCAAGGACAAUUUUAUAACUUUUUUGUACGUAGCUGUUACAUGUAGGGCAAUCUGUCUUUAAGUAGGGGUAAAUUACUCUUAAAAAAAAAGAUUCCUAGAUAGUUUUCCCUUCAAGUCAAGCGUCUUGUUGUUUAAAUAAACUUCUUGUUUAAAAUGA